Messenger RNA from Arabidopsis lyrata subsp. lyrata, 3400 nucleotides. Its product is annotated as disease resistance protein RML1A. The transcript is spliced from 4 exons. Bases 11 to 3235 code for a protein of 1074 amino acids. The record is from RefSeq and is a predicted model, not a curated record. Gene Ontology annotation, biological process: defense response; signal transduction. Gene Ontology annotation, molecular function: ATP hydrolysis activity; ADP binding. NCBI's taxonomy places the organism in Eukaryota, Viridiplantae, Streptophyta, Magnoliopsida, Brassicales, Brassicaceae.
UGCAUAUCUCAUGGCUUCUCCUUCUUCUCUCAAGUCUCGUAAUUACAGAUUCAACAUCUUCUCGAGCUUCCACGGGCCCGACGUCCGUAAAUCAUUUCUCAGUCACUUGCGCAAACAGUUUAACUACAACGGGAUCACAAUGUUUGAUGAUCAAGGGAUUGAAAGAAGUGAGACAAUCGCGCCUUCACUCAUACAAGCGAUAAGAGAAUCGAGGAUCUUGAUUGUGAUUCUCUCAACUAACUAUGCUUCUUCAAGUUGGUGUUUGAAUGAAUUGGUGGAGAUUAUGGAGUGCAAGAAAGUUAUGGGACAGAUAGUGAUGACCAUAUUUUACGGAGUGGAUCCAACCCAUGUAAGGAAACAAAUCGGCGAUUUUGGGAAAGCUUUCAGUGAAACAUGUUCUCGUAAUACCGAUGUGGAGAUGCGGAAAUGGAGCAAAGCUUUGACUGAUGUGAGUAACAUACUCGGAGAACACUUACUAAACUGGGACAAUGAAGCAAACAUGAUCGAAAAGGUUGCAGGAGAUGUUUCGCGCAAACUAAAUGCUACACCGUCUAGGGAUUUUGCAGACAUGGUGGGACUUGAAGAACACUUGAAGAAAAUUGAGUUUUUAUUACAUUUAAAUCAUGAUGAUGGAGCUAUGAUUGUUGGAAUCUGUGGCCCUGCAGGCAUUGGUAAGACUACUAUUGCCAGAGCUUUACAUAGCCUACUCUCUAGUAGUUUUCAGCUUAGUUGUUUUAUGGAGAAUCUUAGGGGAAGCUAUAAUAGUGGUCUUGACGAGUAUGGAUUAAAGUUGUGUCUACAACAACAACUUCUUUCAAAGAUUUUAAACCAAAACGGUAUGAGGGUAUACCAUUUAGGUGCGAUACAUGAAAGGCUAUGCGAUCGAAAAGUGCUUAUCAUUCUUGAUGAUGUGAAUGAUCUUAAGCAGUUAGAGGCUUUGGCUGAUGAAACUAGGUGGUUUGGUCCUGGAAGCAGGAUUAUCGUAACCACAGAAGAUCAAGAGCUUUUGCAGCAGCAUGGUAUCAAUAAUACAUACCAGGUGGGUUUCCCAUCUAAAGAAAUUUCUCUUAAGAUCUUAUGUAGAUAUGCUUUUCGACAAAGCUUUCCACAUCAUGGAUUUAAAGAGCUUGCAUUAAGACUAACAAAGCUUUGUGGUAAUCUUCCAUUGGGUCUACGUGUGGUGGGUUCUUCUUUACGUGGGAAGAAGGAAGAGGAAUGGGAAGAAGUAAUGUGCAGGCUAGAAACUAUUCUUGAUCAUCGAGAUAUUGAAGAAGUACUAAGAGUUGGAUAUGAGAGUUUACAUGAGAAUGAGAAAUCUCUAUUUCUUCACAUUGCGGUCUUUUUUAACCAUAAAGAUGGUGAUAUUGUUAAUGCAAUGCUCGCUGAAACUAACUUGGAUAUCAAACAUGGGUUGAGAAUCCUAGUAAAUAAAUCUCUCAUAUAUAUAUCUACUAAAAGGGAAAUAGUGAUGCACAAGUUACUACAACAAGUGGGUAGACAGGUCAUUCAUAGACAAGAGCCUUGGAAACGCCAAAUCUUAAUUGAUGCACAUGAGAUAUGUGAUGUCCUUGAAAAUGAUACAGGUAAUAGAGCUGUGUCCGGCAUAUCAUUUGAUACAUCAGGAAUCGCUGAAGUUAUCAUAAGUGAUAGAGCUCUUAGAAGAAUGAGUAAUCUUCGAUUUCUUAGUGUUUACAAAACAAGAUACAAUGGGAAUGAUAGAGUGCACAUACCUGAGGAGAUAGAGUUUCCACCUCGUUUGAGGUUACUGCAUUGGGAGGCAUACCCGAAAAAGAGUCUUCCACUUAGAUUCUGCUUGGAAAAUCUUGUUGAGCUUUACAUGCGGGAUAGCCAGCUCGAGAAGCUUUGGGAAGGAGCUCAGCCGCUAACAAAUCUCAAGAAGAUGGAUUUUUCAUCGUCUCGAAAGUUAAAAGAACUCCCAGAUCUUUCAAAUGCUACAAAUUUGAAGAGAUUGCAACUAAAUGGUUGCACAAGUUUGGUCGAAAUUCCGUCAACUAUUGCAAAUCUUCAUAAACUAGAAGACUUGGUGAUGAAUUCUUGCGUAAAUCUAGAAGUUGUUCCAACUCACAUCAACUUAGCAUCUCUUGAGAGGAUCUACAUGAUUGGAUGCUCACGACUAAGAACGUUUCCAGAUAUGUCUACAAACAUUAGCCAACUUCUUAUGUCAGAAACAGCGGUAGAAAAAGUGCCUGCAUCGAUUAGGCUAUGGUCUCGUCUUUCCUAUGUUGAUAUAAGAGGCAGUGGAAAUCUGAAGACCUUAACACAUUUCCCUGAAAGCCUAUGGUCUCUGGACCUAAGCUAUACUGAUAUUGAGAAGAUUCCAUAUUGCAUCAAACGUAUCCAUCACCUACAAAGCCUUGAAGUAACGGGGUGCAGAAAACUCGCAUCUUUGCCUGAGCUUCCUUCUUCGCUCAGACUUUUAAUGGCAGAAGAUUGUAAAUCAUUGGAGAACGUAACUUCCCCUCUAAGAACUCCAAAUGCGAAACUCAAUUUCACCAACUGUUUUAAACUUGGUGGAGAAUCAAGAAGAGUAAUUAUCCAAAGUUUGUUUCUCUACGAGUUUGUUUGCUUACCAGGAAGAGAAAUGCCUCCAGAGUUCAAUCACCAAGCCAGAGGUAAUUCUUUAACCAUUAUAAAUGAGAAAGAUUGCUCGUUUUCUGGAUCUUCCAAGUUCAAGGUUUGUGUCAUGAUUUCGCCUAACCAUCACCAUCAUACAAAAGAAAACAGAGAACUUCGUUUGAAGUAUGGAAUCAUAGGCAAGAGCGGAUAUAGAUAUCCUAUUUUCAUAGUACACCCUCGUGAAUCUCCUGGAAUUAGAACAGAUCAUCUUUGUAUAUUUCAUUGUGACUUUCCCGGAGAAGAGAUAUUACUUGACGUGGGCAGCAAGAUAUUGUUUGAAUUCAGCAGCCGGUACUGCGAGAUUAUAGAAUGUGGUGUAAGAAUCCUAACCAAGGAUGAGGAGGGAAGCAACAACAAUAGAAGCAAUAAAUAUAGACUAGACCAAGUUUCUGAAGACAAAGAUAACUGGAGCUACGAGUUUGAACCUGGCGAGGUCUCGAGCACAAAUGGACUAACUUGUGAGUCGAUAUUAGACAAGGUAUCUGAUGAAGAAGAAGACAAUGUCGAAGGAAAGGAGCAUACAAACUGUUGGAGUUGGCUAUUCGCAUGCUUUAAUCUCUUCCAUAUUGGAUGUUUGGGUUGGGGAACAAAACGAUAGAAUCUAGAAAUGAGUUGUUUGGCAAGAUGAUAACUUUGCCACUUGUUGGGCAAAAUGUAUUUAGAGUUCUAUAGUUUCUUAGUGAUUAAAUAUUUUAUCCUCAUGGGUGAUUUAUAAUGUGGAAACAACUUGCUUGAUCCAUAAGCGACAUAAGAUUUGGAAACU